AUGCCGAUCACUAUCCUCUCAGGAGCGCAGCUCCGCUCCCUCCUCGCUUCAUUAACCCGCGAUCAGAUCAUAUCGAUCCAGCAGAAUCUCGGAAACGCUCUUCGCGACUACUCCAUCGGAAACCAAGAUUCCGGAUGCGCGGCUACGCUGCAGCCGCGGCGGACAGCCGUGACGAGGCAGUGCGGACGCACGACGAUCUUCAUGCCGUCUAGCACGCGGAGGGCGAUUGGGAUGAAGGUUAUCUCGUUACAGGAUAAAGAGAGCAAACCCGGGUGUGAGGUGGAAUCGGGGGAAGACCUGCGGGGGAUUAAGAGGUUCACGUCGGGUUCGAACGAACCCGGAAAUCGGAGUUCCAUGUCCUCGGUUUCGUCGGAUAUGAGCGAGUUGUCGAUAUCGUCGCAAGAGGAUGCGGCGGCGGAACGGUCGCUCAGUACGUCUUCGUCUAGCGGCGAUAGUGAUCCGCUGCCUGUGGCGUCUGUGGACAAGAAACCUAUUGGGGGAGGGGUGUCGCAAACUAUGGGGGCGUGGCCUGGGGCUGGGUCGCGGGAUACUUCGCCCAAGGGGAGUGUUACGCUGUAUGAUGAUGAUAGUCUGCCGUUUGGGCUGAUAAAUGCGGAGGAGCUGACGCCGUUCCGCACGGCGCUGACGACAACGAUGAUAUUCAACAAGCGCAAAAAGGUGCGCACACUGGUGGUGUUUGGUGCGGGCAAGCAGGCUUACUGGCACAUUCGACUGGCUGUCAUCCUACGAGGGGAGGAUAUCAAGCGGGUGUUCAUUGUCAACCGGUCGUUCGAGCGAGCUGCCAGGCUUCUCCAGGAGAUCUAUUCGGCAGAGAAUGCUAGCUGGCGGGGGGAUGUCAAGUUCUCCGCUGUCAGCAGCGAGUUUGGGGAGUACAACCGGAUCCUCCACGACGCGAUCAACAAGGCAGACGCCAUAUUCUGCUGUACGCCGUCGCAUGUACCGCUCUUCCCGGCGGAGCUUCUCACCUCAAAGGAAGGACGACGAAAGGGUCGCCUGAUUAGCGCCAUUGGAUCAUACAAGCCGAACAUGACAGAGUUACACCCGGAUAUCCUGAGAGAGGAGGUCACCGUGUCACCGCCACAUCGCCACUUCCACAAGCAUGUCCAGCGCAGUGGCAUUGUCGUUGUCGACAGCCUCGAUGCGGCGAUGAAGGAGGCCGGCGAGUUGAUCCAGGCAGAGGUCAAGCCCAACCAGGUAGUGGAGAUCGGCGAGCUGCUGAUGGUGCGGGAUUCCGCGAAGGGCUCGAACUCGGCAGCCGACGAAAAGCACCUGCGCGAAUGGGUUGAGCGAGGGAACGUGAUAUUCAAGGGCGUGGGGUUGGGCCUGAUGGAUCUGGUCACUGGAACCGAGUUGGUCGAGCUUGCGAGGGCCAGAAAGAUCGGCACGACAGUGGAGGAAUUCUAA
Aspergillus mulundensis is the source of this 1425-nucleotide messenger RNA. RefSeq names its product putative proline utilization protein PrnX-like. The coding region runs from base 1 to 1425 and encodes 474 amino acids. NCBI's taxonomy places the organism in Eukaryota, Fungi, Ascomycota, Eurotiomycetes, Eurotiales, Aspergillaceae. The record is from RefSeq and is a predicted model, not a curated record. The transcript has a single exon. Gene Ontology annotation, cellular component: cytoplasm.